AUGAGAACAGGCUUCCUUUCGCUUAGCCGCGAUAAAGAGAAUAUGACUGGAGAAAUACAUACUGUUUCUGGUCCCGUUGUAAUUGCCUCUAAUAUGUUAGGUUGUGCUAUGCAUGAGCUAGCUAAAGUAGGUCAUCAAGGCCUAAUGGGUGAAGUUAUCAGAAUAGACCAAGAUAAAGUAACUAUUCAAGUCUAUGAAGAAACAUCUGGACUAGGAGUAGGCGAUCCAGUUACGCGUUUAGGACAUCCACUUUGUGUUGAAUUAGGCCCAGGACUACUAGAUAACAUCUUUGAUGGUAUUCAACGUCCACUUAGAGAGAUCUACAAAGCAACCCAAAGUUUGUACAUUCCUUCUGGAGCAGCUUUUCCCCCCUUAGAUAGAACUAAGCUCUGGGAGUUCACUCCAACCGUACAAGUAGGUGAUGAACUAGGCCCAGGUGAAGUCUAUGGGACUGUGCAGGAAAACUCCUUAGUCCUGCUCAGACUAAUGAUCACUCCUGGUCAUAAAGGCAAAGUACUUCAAAUUAAACCAGCUGGACAGUAUACCGUAGAUACAGUCAUGGUAUCUCUCCAAGAAGAAUCAGGAUCUGAAUGGGAGGAAAGAAUGUACCAAAUCUGGCCCGUUCGUACACCACGACCUGUCCGACAAAAGCUCGCCUCGCAAAACCCUCUCUUUACUGGGCAGCGCAUGCUUGAUGCCAUGUUUCCUUGUGUUCAAGGCGGGACAACGGCUAUUCCAGGGGCUUUUGGUUGUGGGAAGACCGUGAUCUCCCAAUCUCUUUCUAAGUACUCUAACUCAGAUGUAAUUGUCUAUGUAGGUUGUGGUGAGAGAGGUAAUGAAAUGAGUGAAGUCCUAGAAGAGUUUCCUACUCUAAAAGUAACAAUUGGAGAUAAGGAAGAGUCCAUUAUGAAACGUACAGUUCUGGUAGCCAAUACUUCUAAUAUGCCAGUCGCUGCCCGAGAAGCCUCUAUCUACACGGGCAUAACUAUUGCUGAGUAUUUCCGGGACCAAGGCUACAACGUAGCUAUGAUGGCCGAUUCAACUUCACGUUGGGCCGAAGCCCUUAGAGAGAUCUCCGGGCGUUUAGCCGAAAUGCCAGCUGAUUCAGGGUAUCCCGCCUAUUUAGGAGCCCGAUUAGCUUUCUUCUAUGAAAGAGCCGGAUUUGCCCAGUGUUAUAGCGGAAAAGAAGGCAGUGUAACUGUCGUUGGAGCCGUAUCACCCCCAGGAGGAGACUUUUCCGAUCCAGUUACGGCUGCUACCCUAGGUAUUGUUCAAGUUUUCUGGGGUCUAGAUAAGAAACUAGCCCAAAGAAAGCACUUCCCUAGUGUAAAUUGGAACCUUUCUUAUUCUAAGUACUUAGAUGCACUCGAGCCUUUCUACCACCAACUGGAUCCCGCCUAUACUCAAGCCAUGAGCACGAUUAGAGAGCUUUUACAAAGAGAAGAUAGUCUUUCGGAAAUUGUGCAACUGGUUGGUAAAGGUUCUUUAGGUGAAAUAGACCGACUUGAUUUAGAAGCAGCCCGUCUAAUCAGAGAAGACUUCCUACAACAAAACGGUGUAUCUACUUACGACCGCUACUGUCCCUUCUACAAAACCGUAGCUAUGGCCAAGAACAUUGUGCUUUACUACAACAAGUGCCGCGAAGUUCUGGAAGCCAAAGCAGUUCCCUCCUGGGAAGUCCUACGCAACGACACACGCGAUGUCCUCCACCGCCUAACUCGCAUGAAGUUUGAAGAUCCCGCCGCCGGCGAAUCCGUCGUUAAGCAAAGACUAGCCGAAGUAGCCCAAGACAUAGCCACCGUCAUCCAGACCGGCGAUCAAUAA
Nematocida homosporus is the source of this 1824-nucleotide messenger RNA. Its product is annotated as V-type H+-transporting ATPase subunit A. Gene Ontology annotation, cellular component: proton-transporting V-type ATPase, V1 domain. The coding region runs from base 1 to 1824 and encodes 607 amino acids. Gene Ontology annotation, molecular function: ATP binding; proton-transporting ATPase activity, rotational mechanism; ATP hydrolysis activity. NCBI's taxonomy places the organism in Eukaryota, Fungi, Microsporidia. The record is from RefSeq and is a predicted model, not a curated record. Gene Ontology annotation, biological process: proton transmembrane transport; ATP metabolic process. The transcript has a single exon.